GCGGCCAAGGCGGGCUCGCCGGCCUGGGACGCGCACCCACGCGGGCACCCAGAGUCACUCCCGAAGGAUCCCGGAGUCUCCGGGGGCCGCUCCUUACGCCCCGGAGUCGGCCCUUCAUCCCUCCCCCCACAACCCCGGAGCCCCAGGCCGGGACCUCCGCAUCCGACGUCCCCAAGCCUCCGGGCACCUGGCUCAGCAGGAGGCCCCCGGGUCAGGGCAGGGCAGGGCCGGCGACGGCGAGCCGGAGCCCGCCCAGCGCCCGGACCCCGCUACGCCCUCGGAGCCCACCCAUGGGGCCCCGGCUCUGCUCGCCUCCUCGGCCGGCCGCGCCCAGCCCGGCGCCCCGAGCCGCGCAGAGGAGGAUCCCUGCGCAGUGACCCGGGAGCCGCCGCGGACGCUGGGAGGCUCGGCGGCUGGAGCGGCAGGCGGUUCUCCCCACCCCCGGGCGCUUCCAGGCAGCCCUCCGAGCCGUUCCAGAGGCCCGGCGGCCCGCCCUUCCCAGCCCCGAGCCAUGAUGAAGACGCUGUCCAGCGGGAACUGCACGCUCAGCGUGCCCGCCAAGAACUCCUACCGCAUGGUGGUGCUGGGCGCCUCCCGCGUGGGCAAGAGCUCCAUCGUGUCGCGCUUCCUCAACGGCCGCUUCGAGGAGCAGUACACCCCCACCAUCGAGGACUUCCACCGCAAGGUGUACAACAUCCGCGGCGACAUGUACCAGCUGGACAUCCUGGACACCUCUGGCAACCACCCCUUCCCCGCCAUGCGCAGGCUGUCCAUCCUCACAGGCGACGUCUUCAUCCUGGUCUUCAGCCUGGACAACCGGGAGUCCUUCGACGAGGUCAAGCGCCUCCAAAAGCAGAUCCUGGAGGUCAAGUCCUGCCUGAAGAAUAAGACCAAGGAGGCGGCCGAGCUGCCCAUGGUCAUCUGCGGCAACAAGAACGACCACAGCGAGCUCUGCCGCCAGGUGCCCACCACCGAGGCCGAGCUGCUGGUGUCGGGCGACGAGAACUGUGCCUACUUCGAGGUGUCGGCCAAGAAGAACACCAACGUGGACGAGAUGUUCUACGUGCUCUUCAGCAUGGCCAAGCUGCCCCACGAGAUGAGCCCCGCGCUGCACCGCAAGAUCUCCGUGCAGUACGGGGACGCCUUCCACCCCCGGCCCUUCUGCAUGCGCCGCGUCAAGGACACGGGCGCCUACGGCAUGGUCUCGCCCUUCGCCCGCCGCCCCAGCGUCAACAGUGACCUCAAGUACAUCAAGGCCAAGGUCCUUCGGGAGGGCCAGGCCCGGGAGAGGGACAAGUGCACCAUCCAGUGAGGGGGGGGGGCGCUGGGGAGGGGCGUGGGCAGUGCCUUAAGG
Sciurus carolinensis (gray squirrel) is the source of this 1354-nucleotide messenger RNA. It is a transcript of the gene Rasd2, whose product is annotated as RASD family member 2. Gene Ontology annotation, molecular function: GTP binding; GTPase activity. The coding region runs from base 512 to 1312 and encodes 266 amino acids. The transcript is spliced from 3 exons. The record is from RefSeq and is a predicted model, not a curated record. NCBI's taxonomy places the organism in Eukaryota, Metazoa, Chordata, Mammalia, Rodentia, Sciuridae.